UCUUCAUCUAACAAAAGGGUCUCAGUUCUUCACCUACAGCCAAUACCACCUUGGAAGUCUGUCGCAGGUCCGCCAGCUGCCUCAGCUCCCCCGCCCGGAAUUUCUCCUGCGCCGCCAGCUGCAUCGCUCCCGCUCCAGGACCGACCGAUACCCCGGCAUCGGGCGAGCAGGCGCCAGCACCCAAAACGAGCCUUAAAGCUUUGCGCAAAAUUGUCAAUCCGAUCUCCAACCGCGCGCUUCCUGGGUUCCUACACAGACAACCUACAGAGUCGCCAUCGAGCCUGGGCCCUAACGUCGAGCCCAGAAACUCGACUAUUCUCGUCGUCAGCACUCGACAACUUGUUGCCCACCACGGCGGUCACCAGAGCUUCCGCGAUCCAUCCUUCUCACCCACCACUACGACCCUUCGACCCUUUUCAACAGUAACACGGACUUGGUUCGCAUCCCUCAACAAUGUCGUCGAAUAGGCCGGCAGCAUUCAACACCCUGCGGAUGGGAGAAGUUAUCCGUGAGAAGGUUCAAGAUGGUGUCACCGGGGAGACGCGGGAAAUACAGUAUACCCAGUGCAAGAUCGUUGGCAACGGGUCCUUUGGCGUAGUCUUCCAGACGAAGUUGUCGCCGUCCAAUGAGGAUGCAGCGAUCAAACGAGUCUUGCAGGACAAGCGGUUCAAGAACCGCGAGCUCCAGAUCAUGAGGAUCGUGCGGCACCCCAACAUCGUGCAGCUGAAGGCUUUCUACUACUCCAACGGCGAGCGCAAAGACGAGGUCUAUCUGAACCUCGUGCAAGAGUUUGUGCCCGAGACCGUAUACAGGGCCUCGAGAUUUUUCAACAAGAUGAAGACCACGAUGCCCAUGCUAGAAGUCAAGCUGUACAUCUAUCAGCUUUUCAGGGCCCUUGCCUACAUCCAUUCACAAGGAAUCUGCCAUCGGGAUAUCAAGCCGCAGAAUCUUCUCUUGGACCCUAGCACCGGUGUGCUGAAGUUAUGCGACUUUGGCAGUGCUAAGAUCCUGGUAGAGAACGAGCCUAACGUGUCAUACAUUUGCUCGCGGUAUUACCGGGCCCCGGAGCUGAUCUUUGGCGCAACGAACUACACAACCAAGAUCGACGUCUGGUCCACCGGCUGUGUCAUGGCUGAACUCAUGCUGGGGCAACCGCUCUUCCCUGGAGAGUCUGGAAUCGACCAACUCGUCGAGAUCAUCAAGGUUCUGGGAACGCCGACCCGCGAACAGAUUCGAACUAUGAAUCCGAACUACAUGGAGCACAAGUUUCCCCAAAUCAAACCCCACCCCUUCAACAAGGUGUUCCGUAAGGCGGACGCCAAUGCCAUCGAUCUGAUCGCGCGGCUGCUUGAAUACACCCCGACAGAACGGUUGGGUGCCAUCGAUGCCAUGGUUCACCCGUUUUUCGACGAGCUCCGUGAUCCCAACACGAAGCUCCCCGAUUCAAGGCACGGAACAGGCACACUCAGGGAUCUGCCUCCCUUGUUCGAUUUCUCACGUCACGAGCUGUCCAUCAAUCCUCAGCUGAACCACCAGCUCGUACCCCCACACAUGGUUCCUGUCCUCGCGGCACGUGGGCUCGAUAUCGACGACUUCACACCCAUGAACAAGCAAGAGAUGAUGGCCAAGCUAGAUUGAGUUGGCUGGGCCGGGGUUGACGAAGUUGCUUCCCAUCGAUUCACGUUCACAGCGUCGGUUAUAAUGGGCAGUUUAUGCUGUAUUUCGUCAGCGCGACCACCAGC
Molecule: messenger RNA, 1742 nt
Organism: Chaetomium strumarium
Lineage: Eukaryota; Fungi; Ascomycota; Sordariomycetes; Sordariales; Chaetomiaceae
Product: kinase-like domain-containing protein
Exons: 5
Coding region: 454-1638 (394 amino acids)
Biological process (GO): signal transduction; protein phosphorylation
Cellular component (GO): cytoplasm
Molecular function (GO): protein serine/threonine/tyrosine kinase activity; protein serine/threonine kinase activity; ATP binding
Source: RefSeq, a predicted model, not a curated record